Messenger RNA from Chiroxiphia lanceolata (lance-tailed manakin), 4054 nucleotides. RefSeq names its product Rab interacting lysosomal protein like 1 (gene RILPL1). NCBI's taxonomy places the organism in Eukaryota, Metazoa, Chordata, Aves, Passeriformes, Pipridae. The coding region runs from base 136 to 1290 and encodes 384 amino acids. Gene Ontology annotation, biological process: cilium assembly. The record is from RefSeq and is a predicted model, not a curated record. Gene Ontology annotation, cellular component: cytoplasm; ciliary basal body. Gene Ontology annotation, molecular function: protein dimerization activity. The transcript has 8 exons.
AGUUUAAACACCCCCGGCCGAGCCGCCCCGGAGUUCGCGGGACGUGCCGGGGAGCGGCUGCCAGGGGGGCCCGUCCCGCCCCGCCCGGAGCGCCCCCGCCGCCGCCUAUGCGGGAGCCGCGGGGCCGGCAGAGCCAUGGACGGCGGCGGCGGGGCCCCGCCCGCGCUGGAGAAGAACGCGGCGGAGCUGACGGUCAUGGACGUGUACGACAUCGCCUCGGCCGUGGGGCAGGAGUUUGAGCGGGUCAUCGACCAGCACGGCUGCGAGGCCAUCGCCCGCCUCAUGCCCAAGGUGGUGCGGGUGCUGGAGAUCCUGGAGGUGCUCGUGAGCCGCAACCACAUCAACCCCGAGAUGGAGGAGCUGCGCCUGGAGCUCGACCGCCUGCGCCUCGAGAGGAUGGACCGCAUCGAGAAGGAGCGGAAGCACCAGAAGGAAUUAGAACUGGUGGAGGAUGUCUGGAGAGGGGAAGCACAGGACCUUCUUACCCAAAUUGCACAGCUGCAGGAGGAGAAUAAACAGCUGAUGACAAACUUGUCUCACAAAGACAUUAAUUUCACAGAAGAGGAAUUUCAGAAGCAUGAAGGGAUGUCAGAGAGAGAGCGGCAAGUCAUGAAGAAACUGAAGGAAGUGGUUGAUAAACAGAGGGAUGAAAUCAGAGCAAAGGACCGGGAACUCGGACUUAAAAAUGAGGAUGUAGAGGCUCUUCAGCAGCAACAGAACAGGUUAAUGAAGAUUAACCAUGACCUGCGGCACCGGAUCACGGUGGUGGAGGCUCAGGGGAAGGCCCUGAUCGAGCAGAAGGUGGAGUUGGAAGCGUAUCUGCAAACCAAGGAGCAGGAGAUGGGCAGCCUGAGGGCAGAGCUGGGGAAGCUCCGAGAGAAACUGCAGGGUGAGGACAGCCAGGAGAGCCAGAAUGGGGAGGAAGUGAAGGCAGAACCAAACAAUGAUGACUGUCUGUCAGAGUCAGAAAAGAUGGCACUGGACUUAAAAGAUCCGAAUCGGCCGAGGUUCACCUUGCAGGAGCUCCGGGAUGUCCUUCACGAGAGGAAUGAAUUGAAAUCCAGAGUGUUUUUACUUCAAGAGGAGCUUUUAUAUUACAAAAGUGAGGAAAUGGAAGAAGAAACUAGACCCCCUCAACCUCCCCCCAUAAUUCAGUCAAAACCCUCAACUCAACCUGAAUCUGGAAUCAAACGACUGAUCUUUACAGCCAUAAUGCCCAUGGUAGCAGCUGGAUUGAUUCCAGACGAUCCCACAUUGCAGCCCAUAAGAAGACUUGUGUCCCUUGUUUAGUUUCUUCUCUCGCGACAAGAAACGUUUGCAGGCGUCGCAGAAAAAUGUCCACUUCCAGGGAACUUUUGGAGAAUGGUCAAAUUCAAGUAGGGAUGACUCCUACAUGGAACAAGGCCAGGAAGCCCUGCAGCACCUGUGACUGAAGCCCUGAGGUGUCCUGUUUGCUGCAGUAGAUCCGACAGAGUCGUGACAAGAAGCUCCUGUAAAGCACCGCGGCAGCUCGUCACUGGUUUUGCCUCGCACACCUCGGGGUUGUUCCAGACCCUCCCAAAGGGAUCCCUCGCUGUUCACUUGGGGACUGUUUGCUGCAAACAGAGCCCAAGCUUUGUAGUAACAGUUGCUGCCACCCUGGGACGUGGAAGCUUCUAGAUGACUUGUUUUGUGCUGAAUAACAAGUCCACGGUCUUGUUCUUGCAUUAACUACAGUAACACAAGCUUCUUUAAACCAAAAAAGGACCCGUGCCAUUAUUAGAAGUUUGUUUGCAGUGUACAGUAUCUAGUACAGGGCAAAGACUCUUCCACCCUGUUUGUUAACACUAUUGGUUGUUUGCUUUUUAUUUCUGUGAGAAUUUUUUCAAGAGGGACACAACAGCUGGACACCCUCCGUGGCGGCCCAGAGCUCUGCUGUGUCCUGUCAGUGCCGCUGGCAUCGGCAUCCUGCGGAGGAACCCCCUGGAAACCCACCUGGCACAGUGAGAAACUGGAGUAGCCUUGAGAGGGACAGUGAGUGUACAUUUCCCUUGUGCUUAUAGUGCCUAAAGCAUGAAGAACCCUUGUAUGAGGUGAGCGUGCCUUGUGUUUUGCCAUGAGUUCUGCAGUAUUAAUGGAAUACAAAUUGCUUACAGGGAGGAAUCCUAACUCUUGGAUUUUUUCCUUCUUACUGGGGACUUCCCCCCAGAGUAGCAGGCAGCUGCUGGAAAGGAAUUAGAGCUUUCCCACAGAGAGGUUUUUAAGUCACACUCCAUUUUCCUGUCUAGGUAAAACUGCCCAACUUGAGAGGGACACACGUCCUCAGCUGGCUGACACGAGCUGUUAAACUGACCUAGAGAUGGCCCCAACUGCAAACUAAACACUAAACUCUGUGGGAGCAGAGGAAUGAAUUCUGUGUGCAGGCUGCUCCCCUGGUGUUGGCUCAUGUCUGGGCAGCCCAGUGUUACUGGGCUUAACUUGCCAGCCCAGCCCAGCUGCCAGGGGCUGGGAUUUAAUCUGCUCUGCAGUCAGAUUGUGAGAGCCCGGGUCUGACCGAGGUCAGACUUACAACACUAAAACCCCACAGAGCAUAACUGUUGUGUCCAGCCCAUGUCAGAGCAUCCCCCCUGCACCACACACUCCACAGGCACCCCCCCAGGUGGGAGAGGGCGAGGACAGAGCUGAGGAGUCUCUGUGUUCUGGAAGGUCUGUGCUGGGGCACCACUGCUGCUGAGGAGCAUCUGGUGGUGGCAGGGCCAGGGGCAGCUCCUGCUCGUGCAGCUCAGUGCCAGGGGCUGGAGCUCUUGGUACCACACCCCCAGCAGCUCCACCUGCUCUGUAAAGAGCCUCCUCUCAGGAGUGGCACCAAGGAUGGGAAAUACUGCUCAGGCUGGAGUAAAGCUCCAACUACUCCAGGUACUGAGUGCAGGAGGAACUGUUGAAGGACUCCUAGAUGGGUUUAGUGCAGGCCAGUUGUUUUUAUUACAGGGUGAUCCAAGACUGGAUUCUUUGAUGUGUGUGAGCACAGCAAAUGGUUCUCAGCCUGUCUGUAGUGAAAGCCUGACAGGGAACUGUUCCCUCUGUACUGCUCUGCUCCUGGCUGCAACUGCUUCAUUCCAAACACAAAUCUUCCAUAUGUUCUAGGUAGGGAAAGUGUUUACUGUGCCCCCCUGGUGCUCCUGCAGCUCGGGGCAGGGGGGACAUGUGGCCUUACAUGAGACACCUGCAUUAGACACAGUGACGGCAGCGGCCGACGCGGGAAUUGGGCAGAUGAGCUUUUGCCUGGUUGUGUUUUGGUAACACCCGUGAAACAGCAGCACUUCCCCCACUGAGUGAAAAGCAAUUCUUAAAUGGGGGGAGUGUCUUAAUUUAAUGAGACUUAAGUUGCCAAGAUCUGGAUUCACUUCCAGAUAUGAGAAAACCAGAAGCUGUCCAGUUCCAUCCGGCUGUUGAAUUGUGAGUGACCCCGUGGAGUCUCUGCUGGGCGCAGUCCAGUCGUGUGGCACAUCCAGAAGGGAUGCAGUGAGCAGAAACAAAGCCAGAGUAAGCACAUCCCUUUGGAAAUGAGCUGAGAGCAAUGAGCUGGGAUAAUGGAACUGCACAGACCGAGCCUAAGCCUGUGCUCCUGGUGCAGUAAAGCCCGGCCCAGAGCCCGGGGCACCAUUGUCAGGCCAGAUCUGCAGCAACAUCAAAGCACAGCACUAAGCAGGACAAGCUUCCCCCACUCAUCUCUGUAGCCCAUUACCUCAAAAACCUCAUUAGUUCCUCCUGAACUGCUGCCAUUAACCACUGGUUGUCAUGUUGGAAGUGCUGAGUUCACAAGUGCCAUCGGGAAGGAUGGCCCAGAGGGAAGCAUUUGUAAAGAUUUUAGAUCUGUCAUGUGUUGGUUCUCUGCGUUCAAGGAACAUCUGCUUUUAGAAAAGGGGCCAGGAUGGUGGCAGGUGAGGGGUGUCACAGUCCUGCCUGCCAAGUGCAGGAUCAGACAUUUUAUGGGUUGGUUUAUUUUAUUUUCUUUUUUUUUGGUUGGACAGUAAAUCAUUUUAACAGUUUAAUAAAUAUUUCUGAAAAACACGUA